Cylicostephanus goldi is the source of this 426-nucleotide messenger RNA. NCBI's taxonomy places the organism in Eukaryota, Metazoa, Nematoda, Chromadorea, Rhabditida, Strongylidae. The record is from the annotation of a GenBank genome assembly.
AUGACCGAUGUUGUCGAGAAAACACGAUCAGGAACGAUAUUUAUUCGACCACUACGAGAUAUCACUUCUGCAGAAAUUGCGACGGCACUUCGUUUAGAGAAUGUAGAAAACUACGCUCUACCUGAGCGGGAAGGUGCAUCAAUUCCCAGCCUUCACCUAUGCGAGGCAUCGAAGACGGUAUCUUUGCAGGAAAUGUCUUCUAAAUUCCUUACUCACUUUGUGGAAGAAGGAUUUGAGGCCCGUGCUGUGGCUAAAACGACAAAAAGCACUGGCCAGGCCAACCUAGGGUACGACUACUCACAAAAGCACGUUGUUGUUAAUGCCAAAUUAGAGAAUUGCUCGCAGCAGUGUUUGUCCGAAUCAGCCAAUGCGCGAUUCUUUCAUCCACAAGUAAUGAGUCCCACUUUCCAAGCUUUUCUCGAAUAA